Sphenostylis stenocarpa is the source of this 333-nucleotide messenger RNA. Lineage: Eukaryota; Viridiplantae; Streptophyta; Magnoliopsida; Fabales; Fabaceae. The record is from the annotation of a GenBank genome assembly.
AUGGCAAACGACGCCGUGCUCAGAACCUCUCUUCUCUGGCUCGCAGCACUUAUUCUGGCGGUUGCCAUAUUUACCCACUCUUUCAAGAAGAUGAUGCUCACCUAUGUCUUUGGUGUUCUUGGGAUUGCUGCGAUUCUCCUUCCUGAUUGGGAUUACUUCAACCGUGAUUUCUCUCGUUGGGCUUACCCUGUCACUGCUGAGGAAAGGGCCAAUUCUCCUCAUGCCCAAGGAUCUGGAUUUCUAAGGUUUGCGCAUUCUCCUCUAAGGGUGAUUGUUUAUAGUGUGGUUUAUGGAUGUGCCAUGUACAAAUGGUGGGCGUAUGUAUCAAGCUAA